AUGAACCAUUUUCAACCGCGCCAAACCGACGCGUUGAUAGGGCUGAUGCGGAAUUUACCAAUAUUGUGGUUAAAAAGCAGUAAAAUCAACGGCCACAACUCGAAGGAUGUAAAUUUAGCAAAAGCCGAAGCGUGGAAAGCAGUAGCAGAAAAUUUGCGAAUAUCAAUAAAAGAAGCGAAAGAACAAUGGGCCUACAUUCUGUUAAUACACCGAAAUAUCUAUGGUCAACUGCCCGACGAGGCGUUUCGGUACGACUCGCCACCAAAUUGGGACCCUCAUUGGGAUGAAGCCGUCACCCACAUCUCGCUCUUGUAUGCGCAAUUUUUUCAAGAAGACCUACGGUUUUUGUGCGAGAAA
This is a messenger RNA of Mesorhabditis spiculigera, 357 nucleotides long. Lineage: Eukaryota; Metazoa; Nematoda; Chromadorea; Rhabditida; Rhabditidae. The record is from the annotation of a GenBank genome assembly.